Messenger RNA from Pteropus alecto (black flying fox), 1029 nucleotides. Its product is annotated as melanoma-associated antigen B10. The transcript has a single exon. Bases 1 to 1029 code for a protein of 342 amino acids. The record is from RefSeq and is a predicted model, not a curated record. Gene Ontology annotation, biological process: negative regulation of transcription by RNA polymerase II. Gene Ontology annotation, cellular component: nucleus. NCBI's taxonomy places the organism in Eukaryota, Metazoa, Chordata, Mammalia, Chiroptera, Pteropodidae.
AUGCCUCGGGGACUGAAGAGUAAACUUCGUGCCCGUGAGAAACGCCGCCAGGCCCAAGAAGAGUCCACAGAUUCAGUGGGUGCUCAGGAGGAAGAAGAGUCCCCUUCUUCCCCAUCUUCUGGUUUCAGGGAUGUUCCCCAGGAUUCAUCUGCCAAAGUAACACCCAGAAAUCCUAGAGUGCCUGGGGGAGUCUGCUCCACCACCACUACUGAUGCAGCUGUUUCAAAUGCAAGAUUUAAUAAAGAUGCCAGCAAUCAAGAGGAGGAAAGGGAAAAUUCCUCACAGGCCCAGGAUAACACUGAGCAGUGGUACAGAGGUGCUAUAGAUGAAAAGGUGGUUAUGUUGGUUCAUUACCUGCUGUACAAGUAUCAAAUGAAAGAGCCCAUUACCAAAGCAGAUAUGAUGAGAAAUGUAAUCCAAGUGUACAGAAGUCAUUUCCAUGAGAUCCUCAGGAAAGCUUCUGACCACUUGGAGCUGAUCUUUGGCCUUGAUGUGAAGGAAAUCGAUCCCAACAGGAAUACCUAUGUCCUCAUCAACAAACUGGAACUAAACUGUGAUGAGAGAGAUAACAGAGGUAUGCCCAUGACUGGUCCGCUGAUGACUAUCCUGGGCGUGAUCUUCACAAAGGGCAACUGCGCCACUGAAGAGGAAGUCUGGGAAGUGCUGAAUAUGAUGGAGUUAUUUGCUGGGAAGAAGAGUUUAAUCUAUGGAGACCCCAAGAAGCUAAUUACAGAAGAUUUUGUGCAGCAACAGUACCUGGAAUACCGACAGGUGCCGGGUAGUGAUCCUCCGUGCUUCGAGUUCCUGUGGGGCCCCAGAGCCCAUGUUGAGACCAGCAAGAUGAGAGUCCUGGAAUUUUUGGCCAAGAUCUAUAAUACAGUCCCCAGUGCCUUCCCAUCCUGGUAUAAAGAGGCUUUGCAAGAUCAGGAAGAAAGUGCCCGGGCAAGAGCAGCGGCCAAGUCUUGCACUAUUGCCAUGGCCAGGGCACGCUCCAAGGCCUUGGCCAGCAGGUUCUCCCACACUAAGUGA